GCGUUAGUUUUGGACCGUACGAGUUUCCGUUGACAUCAACCGAGUAGAAUGGCCGGCCCGAUAUGGUAUCGCUAUCUCUUUGGGCCCAAUCUUAAUCGCACUCACCGCUCACCGGAGACUGCCAGGCCCGACGGAAGGGUCGCGAGAAGGGGAUGGCCCUAUCAGCCGCGGAGCCUGGAGAAGCACGCCGACAGCAUCCUGGGCUGGGCCUCAGCUCUCUGGUCCCUGUCCUACUACAGCUCCCCCCUGCUGCUGUGUUACCUCUACAGGAAGGGGUAUAUCUGCAGCAGUAAGCUGGUCCCCUUUAGCCAGUAUGUCGGCACCGUGCUGGUCUGUCUGUUGGGCGUGGCCUGUCUGAGAGGCUGGGGUCGCUGGAGAAACUCUGAGUAUGUCCAGUUCAUUACCAUCCUGGAGGAGACCAGGAAGAAUCACAUACCCAGCAACAAGAAAAAGUUGGCUAGUUACGACUUCGACUUCUCCCACUGGCCAGCAGACUUCAACUGGAAAGAAGUUAGCAACCCGAAGUUGUCUAAAGGGGGCGUGUCUCUGCUGAAACCUGAGCCACGACACAGAGGAGCAGCCGACAGCAUCCUCAACACAGUCCGCACACUCCCCUGCCACAUCAUCAGUUUCCUGAUCGCACACUCGUUUGGGAGGAGGAUGUUGUAUCCUGGUUCAGUGGGGCUCCUGCAGAAAGCCAUGAGACCCAUGCUGCAGCAGGGACAGGCUCGCCUGGUAGAGGAGCUCAACGGUCAGAGGAGCAAGUUGAUUGCGUGUGAUGGGAACGAGAUCGACACCAUGUUUGUAGAUCGCCGCUCAGAGGGGGGAGCCAACGGGAAAACUCUAGUGAUUUGCUGUGAGGGAAAUGCUGGUUUCUACGAGGUCGGCUGCAUGAACACUCCAUUGGAAGGAGGAUACUCUGUACUCGGUUGGAACCAUCCUGGAUUUGGAGGAAGCACAGGCGUGCCGUUCCCUCAGAACGAGGCCAAUGCCAUGGACGUGGUCAUCCAGUUUGCCGUGCACAAGCUGGGCUUCCAGCUCACUGACAUCGUCGUCUACGCCUGGUCCAUUGGCGGAUUCACAGCUAGCUGGGCAGUGAUGUCUUACCCAGAAAUCAGAGCUCUGGUGCUGGAUGCCUCCUUCGACGACCUUCUGCCCCUCGCCCUCAAGGUCAUGCCUGACAGCUGGAGGCCAUUGGUGACAUACACAGUGAGGCAGUACAUGAAUCUGAACAAUGCAGAACAACUCUGCAAGUAUCAGGGACCGGUUCUGCUCAUCAGGAGAACCAAAGAUGAAAUCAUUACUACCACGGGUCCAGAAGACAUCACCGCCAACAGGGGCAACGACCUGCUGCUCAGACUACUCCAGUUCAGGUACCCAAAGAUCAUGACAGACGAGGGGGUGGCAUCCGUCAGACAGUGGCUGGCAGCAGGAUCACAAUUGGAGGAGGCAGAGCUUUACAGCAGAUAUGAGGUGGAUGAUGACUGGUGUGUGUCUGUACUGCAGUCCUACCAGACAGACACACACACACCCUUUCCUUGGGCCGUAGGUGAGGACAUGACUCCUGAGGGCAGAAGGCAGCUGGCUCUCUUCCUGGCACGGAAGUACAUGCGGAACUUUGAGACCACACACUGCACUCCUCUCCCAGCCUCAGAGUUCCACCACCCCUGGAGCCUUUAGGGGGCGACAGAGUCACCAUUUGGGGAGAGAGAGAGAUGUGAGAGUGAGUUAGAAAGAUAGGGAAAGAGAUGGAUGUGAGAGGGAGGGAGUGGAGAAUCACCAGCGAGAGGCGGAGUUUGGGUUUGAGGAUCAGCUGCAGAGCUUGUGUGUGUGUGUGUGUGUGAGAGAGAGAGUGUCUGCAUGUAUGAGAGCGAGUGAGUGAGUGAGUGUGUGUGUGGAGUUGCUACAUGCAUUUCGAUCUCUGGUUCUGCUGGGAGUUUAAGCUUGUUUUCCUGUGUUGGUAGAGGGGCUAUGUAGGGGUAGUGUGUGUGUGUGUUUUAUGGAGCGUUGCUUCAGGGAGACACCCACACACACUCUGGAGCGUAGCCCGUCUUCUCUCUGCGGCUCGCGUUUGUUUUUAUUUACUUGUUUAUGUUUUCUUAUGUGUUGUUUUGGUUUUUCUUUUCCAUGUUGAGAGCAUCACUCUGAACAAAGCUCCUGAAUAAACUACACGUGAAGUAAUCCAAUUAAUAAAAUCCUUAUCAUGGAAAAAACAAAA
Molecule: messenger RNA, 2218 nt
Organism: Alosa sapidissima (American shad)
Lineage: Eukaryota; Metazoa; Chordata; Actinopteri; Clupeiformes; Clupeidae
Gene: abhd16a
Product: abhydrolase domain containing 16A, phospholipase
Exons: 20
Coding region: 49-1680 (543 amino acids)
Biological process (GO): phosphatidylserine catabolic process; monoacylglycerol catabolic process
Cellular component (GO): endomembrane system
Molecular function (GO): glycerophospholipase activity; monoacylglycerol lipase activity
Source: RefSeq, a predicted model, not a curated record